This is a messenger RNA of Cornus florida, 954 nucleotides long. RefSeq names its product WAT1-related protein At3g28050-like. Gene Ontology annotation, cellular component: plasma membrane. Bases 1 to 954 code for a protein of 317 amino acids. The record is from RefSeq and is a predicted model, not a curated record. The transcript is spliced from 6 exons. Gene Ontology annotation, molecular function: transmembrane transporter activity. NCBI's taxonomy places the organism in Eukaryota, Viridiplantae, Streptophyta, Magnoliopsida, Cornales, Cornaceae.
AUGGUGACAACUGAAUGCUUAGAGGUUGGUUUAAACACCUUAACUAAAGCAGCAAUGGGCAGAGGAAUGAGCAACUUCGUCUUUGUUGUUUACUCAAAUGCCCUCGCCUUUUGCUUGCUCCUCCCUGCAACCUUCAUCUUUCACAGUUGUUUUGUGCAGACUUGUGUGUAUAUUGGGAUUCGGUAUAGCUCUCCAACUUUGGCAUCCGCCAUGGUUGAUCUGACCCCAGCUUUUACCUUCGUACUUGCCACCAUCACCAGGAUGGAAAAGCUAAACUUGAAAGCACAAAGCAGUCAGGCCAAGUCCAUUGGCACCAUAAUUUCAAUCACAGGGGCAUUCAUAGUGACUUUCUACAAAGGCCAGCCAAUCACCUUCUUUCAUUCGCUUUCGUCGCCGCAAUCAAACUGGAUCAUCGGAGGAUUUCUCUUUGCUGUUGCUGCCUUCUUCCUUGCACUAUUGUACAUUGUCCAGACUUGGAUUAUUAGGGACUACCCUGCAGAGCUGAUGGUAACACUCAUUGCUUGUGGCUUUGUGACUAUCCUAUCAACUAUUGUUGCUCUUAUUGCAGAAAGGGCACAAAGUGCUUGGGAAUUAAGUCUUGAUAUUGAGUUGCUUUGCAUUUGCUACUCGCUUCUUAAUCUGUUGGCAAUUGCUGUGGUUGCACUUAGGAGUGUUGCUCAAACAUGGGUAUUGCGCAAGAAGGGGCCUGUCUUUGUUACAAUGUUUAAGCCUCUUGGAAUGGUAAUUGCAGUUAUCAUGGGGGUUACUUUUCUAGGGGAUAUUCUGCAUAUUGGGAGUGUGAUUGGAGCAACUAUUAUAGCUAUUGGUUUUUACUCAGAGAUGUGGGGAAAAGCUAGAGAAGAGAAGACUGUUGAAGGAAAUGGAUUAAGUGAUUGUGAUUCAUCAUCAUCUACCAAAGUCCCAUUUUUGCAAAACAAAUGUAUGGAAGUAUAG